Messenger RNA from Penicillium longicatenatum, 324 nucleotides. RefSeq lists its product as uncharacterized. Bases 1 to 324 code for a protein of 107 amino acids. The record is from RefSeq and is a predicted model, not a curated record. The transcript has a single exon. Lineage: Eukaryota; Fungi; Ascomycota; Eurotiomycetes; Eurotiales; Aspergillaceae.
AUGAAGGUAGAGGGCGUCCUGGUGGAGGAGGUCGAGGUGGAGGCGGAGGCUGGGGUGGAGGAGGUGGAGGCCGAGGUGGUGGUGGUGGUGGUAGAGGAGGAGGUGGAGGAGGCCAUGGAGGCGGAGGCUGGGGCGGCGGCGGUGGUGGUCAUGGAGGAGGAGGCCAUGGAGGAGGAGGGGGUGGUCAUGGAGGAGGAGGGGGUGGUCAUGGAGGAGGUGGUGGAGGCCAUGGAGGAGGAGGAGGAGGCCAUGGAGGAGGAUGGUAGUAGUGAAAGAGUGAAUUUCCAGGAGCUCAGGAUAUGGUCGGCCUCUACUGGGAGAUAA